Messenger RNA from Nelumbo nucifera (sacred lotus), 1414 nucleotides. The record is from RefSeq and is a predicted model, not a curated record. Lineage: Eukaryota; Viridiplantae; Streptophyta; Magnoliopsida; Proteales; Nelumbonaceae.
UAAGAAAAAUUGUAAUUUUUUUUAUUAGGUUGGGCUUCGGGUUUUUUAUUAGAAACCCUUAAUGAUGGCAUUUCAUGGAAAAUGCUAUCUCAGUGCUUUUCUGACAUUAUUUGCAUUCAGCGUUCUCUUCGAGUCAGGAAGAAAGCUUUUGAUAGGACAAUUACAGAGCUUGACCAAAAGACAGCAGAGGAAGCAUUGGCCAAUGAAGUACUAGAAAAGUUGGGGGGUUUGGUAAGAGAGUGCAAGGGCAUAGAAAGGAAGCUUUCAACAACCUAUAGUUUGGGUAGGGAAGGAGUUGGAUUACAACCACAGCAUGCCCUUCCCCUGUAUGAUGGGAGCACAAAGAGCUACUCUUUUCAAGGUACUAAAAGAGAGAGCUUUACCAUCUUUCACAAAGAGCUACUGUUGAAAAGCUAUGGGCCUCUUAGUUUCCACAAGGUCCAGCCACAACUCUUCAUCACCCAGAUAACUGUUAGAAAUAUCUAUUUGUAAGUGGAGCAUGUGUCUCAACUGUAUAAAGAUGGAUCAUAUCCACUCUUUUGAGCCAGAGGACAAGUUUAUUAUGGAUAAUCAGCACUCUGAGUUUUUUGCCACUGAGGGUGCUUCUGUUCCAUCUCUAAUUAAUCAGGAAGUUGGUUUCUCAGAUGAGGCAUGGACCAUUCAAUCAGACAACCUUAAGGCCUUGCCAAAACUUAAUGAGUCACAUGCUAUAAAAUAUUAGAUCAUCAAGUGUGUAGACAGUAGGUAGACAUUGCUUAAGAAAUGAACAUAAUCUGUAAAGUACAAGUUGUGUAGAAGUAUGAUACAACCACUAUAUAUAUAUGUGUGGUUCUUCUUUUCUUUUUUUGUCUUUCAUUUAACUUUUAAGUGAUUUCUGAUAAGUUAUUUCCAGCAACAUCUAGCUGAUAGUGUAACAUUUAAAAAUUGUAUUGCUUCCUUGACGGGUUAUUGGAGGCUUGGUUAUAGUUAUAAUGCUUCCUCUUGUGUCACUAACUACACAAUCCGCUUCCUACGCGUUCACUCAUUUUGAGAUAUCUGAGUCAACUGGGAUAACAAGCAGUGUAUAUGCUGCCAUUCUAUCUGUUCUUGUUAGUCAGUACUCUCUAUAUGGACAUGAUGCUGCAGCUCAUCUCACAGAAGAAACAAAGGGUGCAGACAAGAAUGGUCCAAUUGCAAUCCUUUCUAGUAUAGGGAUCGUUUCAUUAUUUGGAUGGGCACACAUAUUGGCUCUUACUUUCAGCAUUCAGGAUCCAAGCUACUUAUAUGAUGUAAACAACGAAACUGCUGGAGCAUUUGUACCAGCCCAAAUACUUUAUGACGCAUUUCAUGGGAGGUAUCAUAAUGCCGCAGGAGCAAUAAUUUUACUCUUUGUUAUCUAGGGAUCCUUCUUCUUUGGUGGCCUUUCAAUUACUAC